GGAAGAGCUAUUUUAAGGCCAAUGAUAGAAGAGGCUGAAAACUCAAAAUACUGGCUAAUUAAAAUGUGCACAAAUGGCACAUAUGUGACAAUGCAAAAUAGACAAUGGGGUUCAAGUAAAUGUAAUAAUGGAAACUGAAAUAGAGAGAUGUAAGGAGCCCUUAAAAGUGGAAGAGUCAAAAGUGUCUGUGAAAGACUAUAAUGGAGGAACAAUUCCAAUGCUGGGAGAGUGCACACCGACACUUAACUACAAAGGGAAAAUGAAAAAACAAGAGUUUGUGGUCGCACACAGAUGCAAUCAACCAGGCAUGGGCCUACAUGCACGUGAGUAUUUGGUCUCUUUAAGAGGUUGUAUAGCAUAAAGAAGACAGGAAGACGAUCAGCUAUGAAAAUAUUAAUAGCAUCACAGGAAGAUAUAUUCACAGGAAACGGAUGCCUCCCAGCAAGAUACAGUUAAGAAAAGAUGUAGACUCUGUGGUACAUGCUACAUGAAAAGAAAGAGGCAAGAACUGCAAAACAUGACAGAAAAUGGUACUAGAAGAACCAACAAAUGGAGUUCAUAUCUUCGUAACGGUAGAGAAAAAAUAAGGAGGAUUCUGGGUUGUGUAUGGACCCUAAGGAGCUGAACAAAAAUAUAAAAAACCCACUUCCACUUGCUCACAAGAAGUGAACUGUUGUCUGAGUUGGCAGGAGCCAUAUUCUUCAGCAAUGUAGCUGCAUCAGCAGGAUUUUGGCAGAUCCCCAUGGACAGCAAGAUCUCCAAGAUCUGCACAUUCAACAUACCAUAUGGCAGAUAAUGCUUCCUCAGACUGCCUUUCAGAAUAUGUUUGGCUCCGGAAGCAUUUCACUGUACAAUGAGCCAAAUGCUAGAGGGUCUAGCAGGCAUGAAAGUGGACAUUGAUGACUUAAUAUUUUGGGGCAGCACUGCCAUUGAACAUCAGGAAUGACUGAGGAGAGUACUGGAAAUUGCAAGAGCUCAUAACCUUAAACUGAAUAAAAUCAAACGUCAAUUUCAAACACACAUGGGAGAGAGAUUGAUCUCCAAAGGAAUCUUGCCUGACAAAUCAGAAAGAUUCAAGCAAUACUGAACAUACUGAGAUAUGAAAAUAAAAGGGAAUUCAAAGGCUGCCAAGCAUGUUGAAUUAUGUCAGCAAGUUCAUACUCAACUAUAGAGCUCUCACAACUCACCUAAUACAUCUCCUCCUGAAGGUCAAUGAAUGGGCAUGGAUGCCAGAGCAUGAAAGGGAGUUCAGUAAUGUAAAACACAUUCUGUCAAUCAGUUCCAGUGCUUCAAUGUUUUGACUCAUCAAACUCUCCACAGAUGCCUCAAAAGGAGAAGUGGGAGCAGAGCUAUCACAUCAUGGAUCUGAUUGGUUGCCAGUCUCAUAUGCAUCUAGGGCUAUGCAGUCGCAGAGAUGAGACACACACACACACACACACACUGAAAAAGAGUCACUAGGUCUCACAUACAGAUAUACAAGAUUUUAUCGCUUUUUCUCAACAGUUGUAGUUUCAAAGCAGAAACUGAUCACAAACCUCUGAUUGCAAUACACCAAAAGGGGCUUGGAGAAGCACCACCAAGGACACAGUGACUACUUUGGUCAAUACAGAAGUAUGAUGUGACUUGGUGUUCCAACCUGGAUACUGCUUAAUAAUGGCAGACGCACUCUCAGGAUUGUCUCUAUUUGACAAUACACAGGCUGAUGAUCUGGAGCAAGCCAUAGACAUACAGCAUGUGAUGCUUUUUAUCAUGUGCACAGGUAUCUCCAGACAUAUUAGAUGAACUGGAGACAGAAACAACUAAAGAUUAAAUGCUGCAAGAAGUGAUACGAACUAUAAGUAAAGGAGGGGAAAAAACCAACACUUCCAUACCUGCAUAUUCCCACUAUAAAAAUAAGCUUCCAGUGCUCUCAGGAGUGAUUUUCAAGAGAUAAUGAGAAGGAAAAUAUUGGGAUGAAUACAUGAAGAGCACCUGGUAAUGACCAAAUCAAAAAGGGCAGCUAAAGAAGGUGUAUUCUGGACACAGAUGUAUAGUGACAUCAAAGAAAUGGUGGCAAUUGUGUUAAACAAAUUUGGCAAGAUGGGCACUGGCCAGUCAGAACUACAGUGAUCAAAGGGGAGUCCCUUCACCAUAUUCAGUGAACACAGGCUUCACAGCUGAAGGCAAAAAUCUUACCAAGAAAUCAAGCAACUGCUCAAGAUACUUGACAACUUGGCUGAGACAAGCAAAGUAAGAGCAGACACACAAGUUGAAAACAAUUCACAAGCUGACUCUGUUACUGACCAUGAGACUAAACAACCUAUGACAGACAAGGAUUCGACUAAAGAGGGUUUGCAAUACAGCAGAUCAGGAAGAUUGCUGAAACAGCCUACGAGACCGAUUGAGACAUGGCUUGCUUCAUUAAGGUUUAUAUACUCCUUUAUGAUCUUUGAAGUGAAGGUGUUACAGAAACGCUAAUCUCCUCUUCAUAUGAGUCACUUGUCCUUGCUGUCUCCAAGACUGGAUACGGUUGACAUGCAGUCUCCAAGAAUACCUGGUAGAAAACGAGGAAGACCCCCACUCCAUUCUACUCCGAUGAAAAUGGCUGUUCACAAUCUCUAUUCAGCACCAUCUGGUUCCUUGCCAGUAGUGAAGAUCCCAAAGAAGAGAGGAAGAAAACCCGGGUACAAGCUGAAGUCGCGUGUUCUGAUGACUCCUUUAGCAAUCUCUCCUCCAAGAAGCACACCAGAACCUGAUAUUAGUUCAAUCCCUCAGGAUGCAGCUACAAUACCCAAUUCAGCUGCCCCACAAGCUCUCACUGUCUGCAUUUACGUCAACAAACAGGCAAACAUGGGGCCAUACCUCGAGAGGAAAAAAGUGCAACAGCUUCCAGAUCACUUUGGGCCUGAAAGACCUUCCAUGGUCCUACAGCAGGCAGUGCAGGCAUGCAUUGACUGUGCACAUCAGCAAAAGACCGUCUUCUCACUUGUCAAGAAGGGCUAUGGAGGCGAGAUGGUGUCAGUUUCUGCUUCGUUUGAUGGGAAGCAGCACCUCCUGAGCCUGCCAGUAGUGAACAGCAUUGGCUAUGUCCUGCGCUUCCUCAAGAAGCUCUGCCGCAGCCUACUGUGUGACAAUCUCUUCAGUAAUCAGCCUUUCCCACAGUAUAGCAGCACCUCUGGAAACCCAGCACAGUAUGAGAAUGGAAGACUGGAGUCAGAAACUAUCAUACCUGAAGAUUACCUGGUUGACCCUAUGAACAUGAAGCGCUACAGUGUUGAUCCUUCUGAUUCUGCCUUUAAUUGCAUGAGUUCCCUGUAUACCAUGAGACAAAGCUCUGGAGACGGACGUCUUGCUGGAGGCUCCCCUUCCUCUUGCAGCCAUCGUUCCGGUCCGAUGUCCUCCGGGGGACCAUCAUCUACUGGUUUGAGGCAUCAGACAUCCAGCCCAACUAGAAAUGGGACCUAUCUUGAAGGAAACAGAAGUGCCUCAAGUCCUUCACCAGAAAGACAAGAUGCAGCUCGGCCGUCAAGCAAGAACCCUUCGACCUGGACUGUUGAUGAUGUGGUUUGGUUUGUGAAGGAUGCAGAUCCUCACGCGUUAGGUCCGCACGUGGAGCUUUUCAGAAAACAUGAGAUUGAUGGCAAUGCUUUAUUGUUACUGAAAAGUGACAUGAUCAUGAAAUACUUGGGGCUGAAAUUAGGACCAGCAUUGAAACUUUGUUACCACAUCGAUAAACUCAAGCAAGCAAAGUUCUGACAUUUCCUUCAACAGUGGCCCAACAUAAUCCAAGAUAGCAGACUAAAGGUAACAUGUUGCCUUAUAGAAAUUCAUCAAUUUGUGAAUUGUUUUUCCCUCUUUUUUUAACAAAGACUUUCUUUUUUAAUACUUGUGCAUCUUCACCUUUUUUUAAUCCAAUGGGGUCUUUUAGCUGUUCUGUGUUAAUAAUUUUCCAAAAAGUAUAUAAUUACAAUAAUUAUUUUAUAUCAUUAAUAUUGUUGUUAUGAUUAUAGUAAGUCCUAUUUUUGUAAUCAGAAGUGGGAAAUCGGAAACAAAUACAGCUUUGACACAUGCUGAGGACUGAUGAGAGACUGUAGAAGAGUCACUCAUUAGCCACCUGUCAGCCUCUGGGGCAUAAUUAGUAACUUGCCAACGUCUGGGGUGUGGUUAUAAUGCAGACCCAAGAACAAGAGCAUUAUGAGAUAAAAGGCCUGGAAAAGGUCCGAUUAAUGCAGUUUUUUUGGUCAGCUAUUGUUGUCUUAUGGGCACUACCCCAUGUCUUGCACUAUCUGGAAAACUUGAAAUUCUUUAGUUUAAAAAAAAAAAUUCUGAAGACUGAAGUACCUUGUUUUCCCACUAGAGGGACAAAUCCUUAUAAACUCGAGGCUUCAGCUGCUGAUGAUAUGGUGGCUUUCAAUAGGAUGUGAUUGAGCCAUCUUGAUUUUACGUCUAGUAUACACACAAAUUAGGAACUGCAGCUCCUAGCAUGAUCAACCCUUCACUGCUCACCGACAACUAGUUCACCGUUUAGAAAAACCAAAACGCAGAAAGCGUUCCUGAUAGGAUGCCACAACACACUGCAUCUCGUUUAGUCAAAAAGUGGUUGGAUAGCUCCCAGAGCAUCUGGCAUUCUCAGCAGUCUGCCUCCUUCCUUCAGCCAUGCCUGUGUGCCAUAUAUUUUGUGGCACUCUUUAAAAAAGCAAAAGAGUGCAGUGGAAAUGUUCUCCAAAAAGAAGUUGAAAACACAACGCACAUUGUACAUUUGCAACUGUGUUGGAUCUAAAAGGUAGAUUUUCUAGAUUAAUUUCCUGACUGAAGCUGCCAUUGUGGGUAAUCUUGUUAACCUUCAGCACAUAUGCAGAGGUGUUGAGCAUUAGGAUUUAAGUGGAUUCAAAAUGUCCUUCUGCCCCAUAAAAGAACCAAAAAAAAAAAAAAGACGAUUGUCCACAUCCUAUGUAGCCAUGCCAGGACAAGUAUAUUUUUAAAAAAUAAGAGAUUACUUAUGGGUUGGAUAUGCUCUUAUUUUCUUCUUUAAAAAUGAGAUUUAUCAAAAGGAUACCUCCACCCAUUCAGCUUAAACAGCAUUCUCUUUAAAUGAGUGUCCAGAUUUUUUAGCAACUCUUUGAGAUAUUAGGGCUGUGUGAUAGCAGACUCAACCAGUCUCAGAGAAUGGAUUCCUGAACCUCUACAUGGCAGUGAUCAGAUGGUACCAUCCAAUUCUGUUCAUGUCGAAUAAAAUGUUACCAAAAAUGUCAUGCAGAACAAAUCUCAUUUUUAUGUGCAACAUUAGAAUAAACCUGCUACAAAAAGAUACAAAUUCAGGGUCUGAUCCUGAAAACACAUAUGAAUGUGAAAAAUUUUAAUCCCAUGAGUAGUUUAAUAGAACUCACCGGGGUUAUUCACAUGAGUAAAGUUACUUAUGCGCUUAUAUGUUUGCAGCAUUGGAUCCGCAAAUGACUGACCAGUUUUCAACAAGUCCUGUAUGCACACUGAAAUGCCUUUGAAAUGAACACCUGAAUAAAUGUGUUAAACAAAAUUCCUAUAAUACUAAGUAUAAAAUAUACUAAUAUCUAAACAUACGGACGAUUAGAAUUUUAAACUGAGCUGCGUUGCUUUAUGUCUGUGUUGCACAGAAUGAAAAUCUGCUCAACCAGAUGUGUGCUAGGGACAUAAAUGUGUUCACACCAACAUGACGGUUAUACAGUUAAUUGAUCACUGUUGCAUUUUCAAAAGUUAAGUCUUUUACCUAAAAUAAUGCUACUUAUUUGACCUGCUUUUAAAGUAAGCCCAAAAGAGUUUAAAGACCUUGAUAUAUCUGUAAUGUCAUACUCGGCAAAUCCUAGGACAAUCUAGUUUUCUUACGUUCUGCAAUGUAGCCCAUCUUUCUUAUUUAAAAAAAAAAACUUCUGAUUUUAGUUCCUUCCAUCCAAAAACUCACUUCAUUGUAACAUAGCUAACUCCAAAAGAGAGCAGGUCAAACAUUUUCCAGUGGGAUGUUUUUUCCAUUGCAAAAUGCUGUUUCCUCAAAAUCUAAACUUUCCAUGGGAACCUGAUGAUUUUGAGAAAAUUUUGUUUUGCAAACCUCCCUGAAACAAACAUUUCACCAUUAUUGAAACACUUCACUUUUGACAUUCAUGGGAGGAACAUUUUUGGGGUUUUGUUUUCAAAACAACAUUGCCAUUUGAAAAUGUUUUUGAUUGUAUAUUAUAUAGAAAGUCAAAUUUGAAUGAAAUGUUUUAAUUGACCCAAACCAUUUUAAAAAAAAAUUCAUUUUGUAUAAAAUUUCUAAAUUCAGUGUUUUGCUCUGAUUUGGAAGAAACCCAAAUUUCAAAUUCUGGAGUUUCCCACAGAACAGAAGUUCUGGUUACUCACAGCUCUACUCCUAACAUACUUUCUUUCCUCUCUCUUCCCCUCUUUUAGCCAUUAAAACUGAAUAGUAAUCAGAAGGCAGAGACAAUACUAACAACAUAUAUAAGUUAGUUAGCAACAAUGAUAUUUUUACAUCCAAUGUGCUGGAAGAAUUUUCAUACACCAUUGUAUGAAUCUUGUAUAUACAGUCAGUGGUGCUAUUUUUUUUAUAUUAAACUUUUAAAUAUGACAGACUGUUGAAGUCAGGAUGUUUAAUGUUUUGUCCUUGGUGUUUUGUUUUCAUUGAUUGUAUUGCACAGAAGUACAAUAUAUAGCAAAAAAACCUCCUUUUUGUGUGUUUUGAAAUUAAAGGCAAUUAGGGGGAAAGCAUUAUUGAAGCAAUAUUGCGAUUAUAACUAACUUUCCCCCUCAUAAGUCUUGUCAAAGAUGGUAGUUAAAUAGCUCUGCUGUGUAAAACCAGUCAGGCCACUUCCUCUGAACAAGCACUAAAGAGUCAGAACAUACAUGUCAUUCAUUUCCAAAUUAGAUGCAUUUUUAAACAUAGUUGGUACAAAUUACUUUGCUUCUUGUUCCGUUCAUGGCUUUCACUUCAGACUGUAGCCAAUCAAGUUCUACUUUUGAACCAUCCUGAGAGGUGUGUGUGUAUGUAUGUAUCCUUAAAAGCAAUUAUGUGGGUCUGUUUUCUGCUUUAAAAGAAUCAUAGCUGGAUCAAAAGAUAUUUGCUACAAGCAAUUUCAAUAUUUUAUGAGUAUUCCCUUUUGUUUACAAAUGUAGGCAUAGUCUAAGAAUUUUGGGGAAAGUUGUGAGUGAGUUCUUUAGCUACUGUAGUUAAAAUAGCCUGUCCCCCAAUAUACCUGCUACUGAUCUUUUUUUAAAAUGGCUGACCAAUUCGACCUGUUCUGUUUACACAGCUCAUUCAUUUUUCCUUCUCACUGACCACUGCUGCUGUCAUGGCAUCUUCUCCCUCACUGACAAAUACAUCCUUCCAGAGCAAGGGCUGGAUUAGCUCCAUAAAUUGCCCCAUGGCAAUCCAGUGCUGUCAGCCUCCACUUGGGCUGAGCCUACUUUUGAACCUGGGCCCCUCUUGUGUGGCAGCAAGGGGAGCUGCUGCUUCUGCAGAACUAUCAGUCUUGCUCAGGAUGAUCAAUGCAUAAAGGUAUCCUUGAAACGGGUUGUGGCAAAAGCAUUGCUGAGAGCCAUAUACUGCCCCCAUAUACUGUCGUGGGGGAGGGUUGAUCCUUAGCUCACAAAGAUAUGUCCAGAGAGGAAUUUGAUUUGGCCUUUGGACUGCUCCUGCUCAGCUGCAACGGGGGAGCCAUGAGUGGAGAGGCAGUGAGGUUAACUGCAGAGCAAGUGCCCAAGCGACCCCCAGUAGGUGGUGGAGCUACUGCAGGUCAUCCCUGCAGCCCAGCUGGUUGUGUGAGGAUUCAGCUGGGUUGCCAAAUGGGUGAGAGGGAUAUCAGAGGUGUGAGUGCAAACCGAAUGGGUGACACCCGGCAGCCCUGUUCUCUGCUCACACUACUUCUGAUCAAGAACCCACUGAUGUCAUUAGAAAAGAGUCCCAUUGGCUUCAAUGGGCUUUACUCCAGCCCUAAAUCAGGUGGGAGUCUAUUCAAGUCAAUAGUUAUACUGGUGUGAGACUAGUGGAACAGAGCAGAGACUCAUGCCUCUAGUGUUCCAGUCCAAGGAAUACUGUGCAUUAUUUGUAAGCCAUAGUGAAAUGUUCGGUUCUGUACACUGAGUCUGUUUCUACACAUGGGGUUUUCUCCCCUUUGGAGUUAGUUAUAAGAAUGCUCUGUUGGCACAUGCUUCUUCUGUAUCAAAGGACUUGGGACUAUUAGGAAAAUAACUCACAAUAAGCCUUUUGAGGGAAAUGUAGUGGAGAAUUGUGUCCUUUUCCAAAAGCAAACCUUAGUGCAAGAGUUCCAGAAUGCAGCACACGAACACAUAAAGUGUCACAGUUUUUAUAAUAUUGCAGUAGUUCAAACAGGGGUGCAGAAAUGGGAAAAUCCAUACCCACAAAAUAUGGUUCUAAAUCUGUACUUACAGAUUACAGUGCUUGCAAUAGUUACAUGCUGCUUCCUAAUCCACACUCCCUUCAUGGACAAUUGGAAACGGUUUCUUUUGGAAAUCUAAAAUUGUACUUGAAAAAGAAUCACUUUUAUUCAUUGCCAUGAGUUCAAUAUUAUGGAAACAUGUCUGCUAACCAUUUGCUUUGUGUAAUUUGUACUAAUGCUAAUAAGAAACAGCUGUGAUGCUUCUUGUUGUAAAUUCUUUUGUGGUGGCAGUGGUAUUAUCACAUAUUCUUCCCCAAUGUGAUAGGCUCUAGUAAGAUAGAGCUCUUAUUCUGACACUACUCAGCUUGAGCAAAUUCCAUCAACUCAAAAUUAGAACUAUGCACAACUUAAUUGAGAGGAUGUCUCUCUUUGUUCCCAGUCUCUGAGCUACCAGGUGCCUGGCUCUGAACUGAUGGGUGAGUUCAUAUGAUGCGUUGGAGAUAAGUCACUGCUUGUGUAGUGUUUUCAACAUUGCUGGAUUCAGCAUAAGUGUAAGUGGCAGGUUAGGUUACUUGCAGUUUAAGCAAAGGGCUUUCAGUCUGAGGUUUAGCAGUCAAGGAAAGCAGCUUAUUUCAAAAAGAAAUGUUCUAGUAAAAUAUGUUGGCACUUUAAGACUCAGACUGAAACACAGACGGCUUUUCUCAGCGGCAGUCCCAAGUAAAAUGUUUCCCUUAUCCAUGGCUAAAUAAAGAAUCUUGAUCCUACUCAGGCCAAUGUAAGUUUUACUAUUGACUUCAGUGGGACCAGAGCUUGGCCCAGAAAGCAGGGCGAGCUUCAGCCAAGUUCUAAAGUAAGCAGAACCUCACAAGGCCUAUUUCAUCCUCCCUUGAUCUACUCAGAAAUAACAAAAGCUCACCAACCUACUCCAGGCCCUCUCCCAUACAACUCCUUCCUUGCUGGUUUAUCUACUCGGCUGCCCCGGGAAUAAUUUCCUGUUGCUAAUGAAGCCCAUUAGUAUUCCAAUAGGGAGCUUUGCUAAUACACCCAUUUUUGUCAGCAAAGUGCAGGUUGGGUGGCAGUGUGAGAGGGGGAGGUGUUAACCCUCUGCCUACCAGAAUCUGUGUAGGAUCCUUUCAGCCACGUGCUGGAAGGAAACAUUCCAUAAGGCUGUUACAUACACAUGGAUGUUUGAUGAGUUCUCAGUUUUGAAAGACAAAUUAAAUUAAUAGAAUAUCAGAGUUGGAAGGGACCUCGGGAGGUCAUCUAGUCCAACCCCCUGCUCAAAGCAGGACCAAUCCCCAAUUUUUGCCCCAUAUCCCUAAGUGGGCCCCCUCAAGUAUUGACCUCACAACCCUGGGUUUAGCAGGCCAAUGCUCAAACCACUGAGCUAUCCCUCCCCACUAAUUCUACAUACAGAGCUUCUAAAUAUUGAACCAAGCAAAAUCUCCCAUUGAUUUAUACAUGACUCCACUGGGAGUUUUCCCAGCAUAAGCACUUUGGGAUCAGACCCUUAGUGGAAUUUAAAAACAAAACUGUUUAAAACCAAUCUAAGUGGCCCAUUACGUUUAGCCACUUUAAUAGUAAUGGCACUUGAUAGUGCUUCAAAUGUAUCAGUCUCUUGGAUGGUGUCAUACUAAAAUAAUAAGGCCAGAUAGGACAAUAGGAAAGAGUCCACUUGCUAUUGAAGUAUUUUUCUUUUUAGUUUCUGGAGAGCUGCCAAGAACAGUGCUUCAGACUGGGCAGGAGAAGGAUGAUGGGCAUGUGUGUGGCUUAGCUAGACUGGCCUGGUUUUGUAGGCAGGUGGUGAAGUGAGUAAAAUAAAAGCAGGGCUCAGAAGCUAAGAAGAGCAGGUUUCAAAGAGGAGGAAGUCCUGUGUUUUCCUAGUGUCCCCUUGUCAUCUGUGGCCUACUUCCAGACUUGUAUAGAAUCUUUCCUGAACAUAUCCAUGUUUCUUUAUAGCCCAUUGUUAUUGUUAAGGGCAGAGAUCAUGGUGCCCUUCUCUUUUAAAGAUAAAAAUACAGGCCACCAGUUCCCCAUUAUAAGUGCUUUAUAAAAGAACAGGAAUCAGUAAAGGGCUGCAGACAAAGGGAAAUAAUAGUAAGGACAUUUUAGAAUGUAAUUGCUAUGCAACUGUCACUGUCUUUGCACUCAGAAGUAAGGCAGUGUGAGAGAGAGAACUUCUGAACUUGGGUGAAUCUAAACUGGCAAAAGAUUGAUGUUUAAUUGUAUUCCUUACUUUAAUGGUUGCCUGAUCCGUAAUGUGUUUUCUGACUAUGCGUAUUUGCUGCAAUGGCAGUACUGAGAAUUGAUCAACACACCUGAGUCUCAGUGGAACAAAAUGACUAUCUGUCAAAUCUAAUCUCUUUUCUCCAUUGCAUUUCUAACAUGCUGUAGUACUUCGGAGUGUCCUUACCAACUUGAUCCCAGUUUGUGUUGUACUUAAGGAAGAAGCGCUCUUCUUUUCUUAUGACACAGUAACGCAAAAAGUUCAAAAAGCAGAUGCUACCGGAUGCUGUAGGCCAGAUUCUCAGCUGGUAUACAUUGGCAUCACUCCAAUCACUUCAUUGGAAUUACACUAAUUUACACCAACUGAGGAUCUGGCCUUGUACAUUACAUGUACAGUAGAACCUCAGAGUUAUGAACACCUCGGGAAUAGAGGUUGUUCAUCUGAAAUGUCCGUAACUCUGAACAAAACAUUAUGGUUGUUCUUUCAAAAGUUUACAGCUGAACACUGACUUCAUACAGCUUUACUGUGCAGAAGGAAAAUGCUGCUUUUAACCAUCUUAAUUUAAAUGAAACAA
This is a messenger RNA of Dermochelys coriacea (leatherback sea turtle), 11143 nucleotides long. RefSeq names its product Scm polycomb group protein like 4 (gene SCML4). Gene Ontology annotation, molecular function: protein binding. The record is from RefSeq and is a predicted model, not a curated record. Lineage: Eukaryota; Metazoa; Chordata; Testudines; Dermochelyidae. The coding region runs from base 2470 to 3735 and encodes 421 amino acids. The transcript is spliced from 9 exons.